Messenger RNA from Lepus europaeus (European hare), 3321 nucleotides. It is a transcript of the gene PLEKHO2, whose product is annotated as pleckstrin homology domain containing O2. The record is from RefSeq and is a predicted model, not a curated record. The transcript is spliced from 6 exons. Bases 102 to 1610 code for a protein of 502 amino acids. Gene Ontology annotation, biological process: macrophage apoptotic process. NCBI's taxonomy places the organism in Eukaryota, Metazoa, Chordata, Mammalia, Lagomorpha, Leporidae.
GAUCGCAGGGAGCCGCCGCCCGGCGGGGCGUGGAGAGAAGUGGCAGAGCCCUCGGGACGCCGGGAGCGAGCGGCGGAGCUGCCGAACUCCGCGGACUCUCCAUGGAGGAGGAGGGCGCCAAGGAAGGAGGCGAGAAGCCUCGGGGCGCGCGGAUGGCGGACAAGGCUGGCUGGAUCAAGAAGAGCAGCGGGGGCCUCCUGGGCCUCUGGAAAGACCGCUACCUGCUCCUGUGCCAGGCCCAGCUGCUGGUCUACGAGAACGAGGACGAGCAGAAGUGCGUGGAGACAGUGGAGCUGGGCAGCUAUGAGAAGUGCCAGGACCUUCGCGCCCUCCUCAAGCGGAAACACCGCUUUAUCCUGCUGCGAUCCCCAGGGAACAAGGUCAGCGACAUCAAAUUCCAGGCACCCAGCGGGGAGGAGAAGGAGUCCUGGAUCAGAGCCCUCAACGAAGGCAUCAACCGGGGCAAGAACAAGGCUUUUGACGAGGUAAAAAUAGACAAGAGCUGUGCCCUGGAACAUGUGACGCGUGACCGGGUCCGGGGAGGCCAGAAGCGCCGGCCACCGACCAGAGUCCACUUGAAGGAGGUGGCCAGCGCAGCCUCGGAUGGGCUUUUGCGCCUGGACCUCGAUGUUCCGGACAGCGGGCCUCCAGGGUUUGCCUCUAGCAAUGAUGUCAGCGAGAGCCAGCCCCGGGACACAGCGCGGCCCCUCAUGCCUCCCACACCUCCCACCAAGCCUUCCCCAGCACCUGAGCCCAGCAGCCUCAGGGAGCCGGUCGAGACGCCUGUGGCGGAGAGGGCCCCAAGCCCUGAUCCAGCAAGCGCUGAGGCCCAGCCUGAGAGCCAGGAGGACUCGGAGACCCCAGAAGUGGGGGAUGGUGGCCCCAAGCAGCUGCCCAGCAGCGUCCUGCCUGACAAACUGACUGUGAGCUGGGAGAACCCCAGCCCGGAGCAGCCACCCGCCCCAGAGAGUGCAGAACCGGCUCGGGUGCCCUGCUCGGAGACCUCGGAGGCUGCCCCCAGGGAGCGGGGGGAGCCCCCGGCGCCCCCACCCAAGAUCCUGUCGGAGAAACUGAAAGCCUGCAUGAGUAGGUCCCCAGCUUCCAGUCCAGCCCACGGUCCUGGAGCCCCUGAGGCCCCUGCCCCAGGCCCGGAGCAGGUCUCUGUGAACGGUGUGGAUGACGGUCCUGAGCCCACCAAGCCAUCCCAGGUCCCGGGCACCCCUGGGACUCCCCGAAAGGAUGUGCCAGUGUCCACAGCACCACACCCCUGGGACCUGCCGCCUCAGUCCCACCCCCGCUGCUCAUCUCUUGGGGACCUGCUGGGGGACGGCCCCCGGCGUCCACGGCAGCCCCGGGAACGGCUGUAUCGGGCCCAGCUGGAGGUGAAGGUGGCUUCCGAGGAGACCGAGAAACUGCUGACCAAGAUGCUGAGCAGCGAGCCAGCCCCUGCGAGCGCCGAGACUCUGCUCAGCCAGGCUGUGGAGCAGCUGAGGCAGGCCACCCAGGUCCUGCAGGAAAUGCGAGAUUUGGGAGAGCUGGACCAGGAGGCCCCGGGGCUGAGGGAGAAGCGGAAGGAGCUGGUGACCCUGUACAGGAGAAGUGCGCCCUAGGGCCUGCCGACCGCCCCACGCAUCACAGCCCAGCCCCGCCGAGAAUGUGCUACUGCUCAGGCUGCCGAGGGGCCGCUGGGCAGGUCCGAGGAGACUCCUGGUGUCCCACCUGCCCUGGCCAGUGUGCCAGCCACCACCCGGGGCCACCUCCUGGCCACCUGGCCUGGCCUCCAGCCUCUGGGGUUUGGGCUUGGCUGGGAACACACCUCAGGCCCUGCAGGGUUGUUACAGACUGGGGUUCCUGGGAGUGACGUCAUCUCUGUCCCCAGCCCCAGAAGUUUACAUUCCUUGAAGCCUGUCCUGAGACGCUGCAGAGGCCUUGGGGCCAGGCUGCGGGUUCAUCCUUCAGCUGGGUGAAACCUGGGAGCUGGCGGGCUUGUCCCGCGGCAGGUGCGCGGCCCCUCUCUGGGUUCGCGUUCUCUGGAAAGCGAGGGCAUUACCUGCAGCCUCUCCCACUCUGCGGAGCGUGACUGCGGGGCAGUCUGGGGGGUGCCAGGGUGGAAGGGGAGCUCAGAAACUUCCCUUAGUCUCGUCUCUGCCUUGGGCCCAGCUUGUGCAAGCCUUGCACACUCCUGGAAGUGAGCCCCACAGAGGCCAUGAGAAAUCAGGCCUCAGAAGUGAUGUUACCGUAGCUGGGAUUUGUCUGGGUCUCUGUGGCUUUUCCUGAGCCCAAACAGGUUCAGGAUCCCGGUCAUUUCUCCCAGUGACGAUGGGAGCGUGUGGGAGUCUGAAGCCGCUUCCCACUCCCCCAUCCCACGCCACAUGGGCUGCACCGUUUUAACUCCCUGGCAAGAGCAUUUUCUCCUCCCCUUCCUUGGUCCAUCUCGGCACCCUGCCCCUGCCUCCGUGGCCCCGACUGCAGGAGCACAUGUGGCCUCCAUCCUGCUGCUGCAGCUGGACUGAGGGCAGAGCUCGCAGGUGCAGAGGCCCUGCAGGUCGGAGGGUUGGGUCUGGCUUCCCAGGCCUCACCGUCCCCCCUCCCCGGGAUGCGGGGCUGGGGUGGGGGUGGGAGCAGCUUCCGGCAGGAGAUUCCUGCUUGUGCACUUUUGUUUACGGAAAGGGAAGGGAGGGUGGCAGCAGCAUGCCCUGGCCUUUCUGCCCCCUGCCGCCCGCCCUCCGCGGGCCACCAGCCGUGCCCACUGACGCUGACCAGUGCAGUCGACACCCUCGUUACUGUCCUGUCACUUCGUUCUUGAGGGUGGUGGGCAGAGGUGCAGGGUCCACUCUGUGGUCUGCCCUGGGCAAGGCAGGGGCGAGCAGCAGUGCUGCAGCUCCGGAGCCCCCGCUGGCCUCUCCGAACCACACUCCCUGGACCCGUUGGGCUCCCACGCCACUGUCUGCCUCUCUCUCCACCUGUCUCCAGCGCAGGGGCAACAGUGUCAUCAGGUGCCUGCAGUCACGUGUCCCUGCCACCUUCCCCUGGGGAGCAGCCUUCCCUCCCCAGCCGCCGGGCUGGCUGGGGCUUUAGCCAACACACCUGCUUCCAGGAUGUGGAGGCUGAGUCUCCUACUGUGUCAGGUGACCAGUGGGCCGUGCCACCAGUUCCCAUGGCUGGGCAGCCUGGGCCCCGGGGACGUGCCAGUUCUAGUGAGGGGGCAGAGGGGCGGGAGUCCGCAGGGGCUGCUGUGUUGUCCUGGGGCAGGAUGGCAUCCAGGGUCGUCCGCCUCUGAAGUCUUUCUCGAAGUUUGGCAAUAAAUCCCUUUUUAUGGAA